GUUCAAGUCCAUGGACAAUCGUUUCUACUGACUCUUUCGAGUCGAUCUUCCUAUUUAUCAAGCUCUUAAUUUCCUAUCUUCGAGACCUGUCCCGCAUGCACCGCGCGGUGUUGCGCCCUUGAGAUGAGCUUGGGUGUGCACAAUGCAGUGUACAGACAUGCAGUGAUCCGUCCAAGAUGGCCUCGAUCAAGGCAUAGCCAUUCUCUUCGCCAUUUUACACCUACCUCGCGCUCGCGUUCCAUUGAUCCAGACCCUCCGAUUCGAGAAACUCCAAACCCGAACGCCAGAAACAUUGCUAUACUUGGUGGUGGCGUGACCGGCCUCACGACCGCUUGGAAUUUGACCAAGCGCAUACCAGAUGCGAAAAUCACAAUCUACGAAAGAAAUGAUGGACUUGGUGGGUGGGUUAACUCAGAGCAAGUCGAGGUGAAAGAUGGGGAGGUGCUCUUCGAGUGGGGACCCAGGACUUUACGACCAGCUUUAACAGGUUCUGGAAGGGCCACGGUUGACUUGCUAUUAGACCUCGGCCUUUCGCAGCAAGUAAUUGCCAUUUCGAAACGAAGUCCCGCUGCGUUGAACAGAUUCAUAUACUAUCCCGAUCACCUUGUGCUGAUGCCCGGCCCUGUUCCAGGCAUAUGGGAUGGGAUUCAACGGCUGUGGUCGCUGUGGUCCGAACCAAUACAUGAGGGAGUUGUGUCUGGCCUCUUGGGGGAAACCUUUGUUUCACCCCGAAGUUCUAUUCUUGAAGACGAGUCCGUGGGUCGUUUUCUGACACGAAGAUUCGGUAAGAACAUCGCAGACAACAUAGCCUCAGCCUUCUUCCAUGGUAUCUACGCCGGCGAUUUGUAUCAGCUAAGCGCUCGUACCUUACUGUCCAGUGCGUGGUAUCUGGAAGGUGAUGAGCCGCGAAACGAACUCGGAGUUCUGGUGCAGAUGGUACUUCAAGGACUCGGACGCGAGAUGCUGAUCCCUGGCAGGAUGGCUAGGUAUUUCAUGAUGGAACAACAUGAACAGUCUGGCGAGUUCGAGCCAAAACGCGAGGCCUUGAAGUCUCUAUUGAGAAGAUCAAGUGUAUACACAUUCAAACGAGGGCUGGGUGAACUUACCACCUCGCUAGAAUCUGCCUUGGCACAGAAUCCCAAUGUCAAGAUGCUGACAUCUUCACAUGUGAAACGUGUCCAGUUCAAUAGAGACGAAAAAUAUUUGCAGGUAGAAUGUUCUCGUCAGCCUCAAGGCUUAGUGGACACCAAGUACGAUUACGUGGUGUCCACUCUUGGGCCAAACACCAUACGGGAUUCCCUAAAAGAGACCGACGGCAGUGUCUCUUCAGCUUGCACGGACAGCAAAAGCGCCGUGAGCGUCAUGGUUGUGAAUCUUUACUACAGCAACCCAAGUUUGAUCCCACCCUCACAUGCAGGGUUUGGAUAUCUGAUCCCACGUUCGGUGCCUUACGAACAGAACCCAGAGCGUGCUCUCGGCGUCAUUUUCAGUUCUGAAACUUCUGGCAACUCGCGCGAAGCUCGAGAAGAGAAGCUGAGGUAUAUGAUCGAAUCAUUGGAGUUGGAACAGGCUCAACAGAACAAUGGCGGUGACUCCACAGGCGCAGAAACCAAGACCAAGAGAAGCAACGUCGACAACAAAACGGACAAUAGCGUUGAGAAACCACGUAGUCAUGUUGAGCAAUUGCUGAAAGAUUUUGAGCAGGAGCAUGGUCAGGGUCAAGACACUGCCCCCGGCACCAAAAUCACAGUCAUGAUGGGCGGCCACUGGUGGUCAGGCUGGAAGCCAGAUGAACUUCCGGGCGAAGGUGAGGCCGUCGAAAUGGCCCAAAGUCUACUCAAACGGCAUCUUGGCAUCAAUGAAGUCCCCGAGGUCGCAAAGGCGCGCUUGAAUCGCGACUGCAUCCCUCAGUACACGGUCGGUUAUCACGGCCGCAUGAAGACGAUCCACGAAGCUCUCGCCAGGGAUUUCCAGGGACGACUCAAGGUUGCGGGGCCCUGGUGGCAAGGAGCGGUCGGGGUGAACGAUUGUGUCCAAAAGGCCCGUGAGAUAGCUUGGUCGAUCGAGCAUCAGUGGGACGAUAAGACUGGAUUGGAAGACGUGGUCAAUGAUCAAGAUUACCAUCGGAGCGAUCCUGCUGCUGCGUGAGACCGGGGUGUCAGAAAGUUCGGUCUGUGUUAUGAGAUGACAACUGUAGCCAAAAAACCAGCUUGACAGCUGUUUGUGUAGUGUAUAUACCCUGAUUAGACCAUUGGCGAAAAGUAAAUAGAAGUGAAAUGCACUUUUAAAAAU
Exophiala oligosperma is the source of this 2292-nucleotide messenger RNA. Its product is annotated as protoporphyrinogen oxidase. Lineage: Eukaryota; Fungi; Ascomycota; Eurotiomycetes; Chaetothyriales; Herpotrichiellaceae. Gene Ontology annotation, molecular function: protoporphyrinogen oxidase activity, oxygen as acceptor. Gene Ontology annotation, cellular component: mitochondrial inner membrane. The record is from RefSeq and is a predicted model, not a curated record. Gene Ontology annotation, biological process: heme biosynthetic process. Bases 124 to 2148 code for a protein of 674 amino acids. The transcript has 2 exons.